CCGCCCCUCCCUGCCCCGCAUCCUUCCCCUCCCCGCGCUCCCGGCCGCCGCGGGCAUGGCGCACGGGCAGCCGCGGCUGUGCGGUGCCCACGCCGGGCGGCCGCUGGAGCUGUUCUGCGAGGACUGCGGGUGCUGCGUGUGCGCGCUGUGCCCGGCGCUGGGCGCGCACCGCGGGCACCGCGCCUGCCUGCUGCCGCAGGCUGUCCGCCGCACGCAGGAACUCAUGGAACUGUGCUUGAAGAAUCUAGAAGAGAGAAAAGAGCAAGAAGCUGGUAACAAAAGGAGCAUAGAACAGGCUGUAAAUGAUGUGAAGGCUCAUGCUGAUAUGACCAAACGGCAUCUGUCAGAAAAAAUGACUGCGCUUCAGUUACUUCUCCGGGAAGAAGAGAGUCUGGCAAAAGACUUAAUUGAUGAAAAGACGCAGCAAGCCCUGGGAGCACAUGAUCAGCAUAUGAGGUCCUGUCAAGAACAGCUUGCAGCCCUAGAGACCUUCACACAUCGAAUCAGACAAAUACAACAGGACAGUGAUGCUAUUAACUUGCUGGAGAAGUACACAGAAAUUGAGAAGGAAAUGAAGGAAUCCAGCCACCGGUUAGAAGAGUGGCAUCCAAUACCUCUCUCAUUUGAACACUUACUUAACCAUUAUAAACAGUUCAUCAGAGUUCUUCAGUCCAUUCUACAGAAACCAUUGGAAGCCCGGCUCAAAGAAGAUGUUUUCAGUAGCCUUAAUCCCACUGCAAAGACGGAGCCUGGGACAGUGCUGAAGACCAUGACUCCUAUUGACCGGUUGCUUUUCUUAAAACAUGCAAGAUCACCAGCCUGGGAAUAUGACAGCAUUCACCCAAGACUGAAAUUGUCUGAUGACCUUCUUGAAGUAAGCUGUAGCUGGAGGAGAAUAUUUUACCCCUGUAGGCCCCAGAGAUUUGAUAAAUUAUGGCAAGUGCUAAGCAGAGACGCCUUCCUUUCUGGGAGCCAUUACUGGGAAGUUGACGUGCUUGGUGCUGGAGCAGGAUGGUGGAUUGGCGCAGCCUACCCUACCAUUGGCAGGAAAGGAGACUCUGAAGCUUGCCGACUGGGCUGGAAUAGAGCAUCUUGGUGCUUUAAGAAGUUUGAUUUUGAGUACUGGGCAUUUCACAAGGUGGAGAGAAUCCCCAUCCUGAUAGAAGAUGAUCCUGAUUGCAUUGGCAUUUUUCUAGAUUAUGAAGCAGGAAUCCUUUCAUUCUACAACGUUAGCGAUGGCAUGGCUCAUCUGCACACCUUCCGCUGCAAGUUCACAGAGCCAGUUUAUCCAGCCCUGAGACUCUGGGAAGGGUCCAUUAGAACAUGCAAACUAACAUAAGAAACAAAGCAAAAUAAAGCCUGCUAUUUCAUGUUUUUUCUACUGAUGCCACUUUAGCAAUUAUCUACAUGAAUUUAUGUCUGUUGCAUUGAACUUGUAAUUAUGAUGCUUUUAGAAGGUAACAUAAGUUCAGUAAAACCUACUGUGAUUUUUAAUGUAUUUUUUUUCCACGAGGGAAGGUGGUCUGGCUUUUAUAAAUGAUGAUGUACCACUCUAAGUGCUGUAUGUACUACUGUUGUACUUUUUCAACUUGUAAGUUCAAGAAAACCAACUGUAUUUUUUAAGGUAUAUGUAUUUUUCAAUGGGGAUGAUGAUCUGACUUAUAAACGGUGUUGCUGUA
Prinia subflava (tawny-flanked prinia) is the source of this 1679-nucleotide messenger RNA. RefSeq names its product tripartite motif containing 14 (gene TRIM14). The record is from RefSeq and is a predicted model, not a curated record. The transcript has 6 exons. Bases 56 to 1339 code for a protein of 427 amino acids. Gene Ontology annotation, biological process: innate immune response. Gene Ontology annotation, molecular function: protein binding; zinc ion binding. Lineage: Eukaryota; Metazoa; Chordata; Aves; Passeriformes; Cisticolidae.